UGGGGCGUGUAGCCUACUGUGGCAGUAACAAACAGUCAUUACGUUACAACUGUGUGCUAUCAGAUCCAUAUCAACCUCUGUUCUAUAUUCGACCGCUUUGUGGUGUUUCGGAUUGAAUAGAGGGAAACUGUAAGCUCGACCCUAUAGUUGACAUGGGUAUCUGACUCGAUAUGCUAUUGUUAGCUAGCUGAUUGGAACAGACCAAAGGUUGAACAUAUCCAAUUGGUUCAUGAUCGAUGUUCUCGUGCGGAAUUAAGAUACGCUCUGGUAGAGAGAGCUCGUGAGGCAGCGGAGUGAGACUGGGCUAGCGGAGAGAUUACCUGUCCACCCGUCGCCACGGACACAGACAAACAGUGGCAUCAGAUCCCAAACCAUACCUACUUGAACAGGUGUGCCUGUGUGGCCGUACUUGAGACAGACUGCCAUAAUGGAACCCAACCCCGCUGUUAUGAAGCAAAAGUGCCAGCAGGAAAUUGCUAACUCAAGCACGAACUCUCCCGUGGAUAGAUUCAGAUACAAAUUGUUUCUACAUUCAGGGGAAGCAGGGAUUAAAGGUAUUGGCAGGAUGUUUAAGAUUCUCGACGACGACGGCAACAGGAAACUGAGCAAAGAAGAAUUCAAGAAGGGAAUAACAGAACGUCGUGUCAACCUCACACCGGCGGAAUUGGAGGCUCUCUUUGCCGAAAUCGACAAGGAUAACACGGGAUCUAUAGAGUAUGAAGAGUUUUUGAAGGCACUCCGGGGUCCAAUGAACUCGUGUCGGCUGAAGCUGGUGGAACAGGCCUUCAAUAAGUUGGACAAGACAGGCGACGGCAUCGUAAUGGGCGAUGAUCUGGAGGGGGUGUACAACUAUCAGCACCACCCAAAGUUCGUUAGUGGGGAGUGGACUGGCAAACAGUGCAAACGGGCCUUCUUAGACAGUUUCGACAUAAAGGACCAUGGAGACGGAAUGGUAACUAAAGAAGAGUUCAUAAACUACUACCACGGAGUGAGCAUCAGCAUCGACCAGGAUCCCUACUUUGAUCUGAUGAUGAGGAGAGCGUGGGGCCUCUAACAACCUUGACAGGUGACAAACAGCUAUUUCAACAACGUGGUCCGUGUCUGCAACAGAAGGUCUGACACAAGAAACAGUACAGCAUCAGAAGUCGAUGAUUUGUAGCUGGCCAUUUGACUUUUCUGGUUGUUUCAAUUGUCGAAAAUACAUUUGCCUAGAACCUUCAAAAAUCCAGUCUGUACAUUUUGAAUUUAAUUUUUAAAACAUCACUUAUCAUCAAUUUACCUAUGAGAAGUCAGUAAAUUCAUUACAGUUACGACGACGUGCAUGUUCCCCGUCUCUGGGAGUAGGUAGUGGUUUUUCAUCAAGGAAGCUGAUAUUAUAACUAUAUAGUAACUAGGUUGCCAGGUGGAAGAUUCUCAAUGUGUGACAGUGCCUUCGACACGUGGACAGCAUGGGUGUUCACAAAAUAGAUACCAGGAAUACUCUUCAUUUUACAUUUUUUUAAUAAAUAAUUUCCUUUAGGGGGGUUCGAAGAAUUCGGCUGGAAAUAUGCUAUAUUCAACUUUACUGGCAAAGCGUUAUGUAUUACUCUGUUUGACUACAGGUGGCGUCAGGGUGUAUACAAGCAUCUGUGAUUUACAAUGUUCCGUAUACAGCAAGAAUAACACAUCGGGCUCGUGGAGUCUUGGCCUGUAUACCACAUAGGGCUCGUAGAGUCUCGGCCUGUAUACCACAUGGAGCUCGUGGAGUCUCGGCCUGUAUACCACAUAGGGCUCAUGGAGUCUCGGCCUGUAUACCACAUAGGGCUCGUGGAGUCUUGGCCUGUAUACCACAUAGGGCUCGUGGAUUCUCGGUCUGUAUACCACAUAGGGUUCGUGGAGUCUCGGCCUGUAUACCACAUAGGGCUCGUGGAGUCUUGGCCUGUAUACCACAUAGGGCUCGUGGAGACUCGACCUGUAUACCACAUAGGGCUCGUGGAGACUCAACCUGUAUACCACAUAGAGCUCGUGGAGUCUCGGCCUGUAUACCACAUAGAGCUCGUGGAGUCUCGGUCUGUAUACCACACAGGGCUCGUGGAGUCUCGGUCUGUAUACCACAUAGGGCUCGUGGAGUCUCGGUCUGUAUACCACAUAGGGCUCAUGGAGUCUCGGCCUGUAUACCACAUAGAGCUCGUGGAGUCUCGGUCUGUAUACCACAUAGGGCUCGUGGAGUCUCGGUCUGUAUACCACAUAGGGCUCGUGGAGUCUCGGCCUGUAUACCACAUAGAGCUCGUGGAGUCUCGGCCUGUAUACCACUUAGGGCUCGUAGAGUCUCGGCCUGUAUACCACAUAGGGCUCGUGGAGUCUCGGCCUGUAUACCACAUAGAGCUCGUGGAGUCUUGGCCUGCAUACCACAUAGGGCUCGUGGAGUCUCGGUCUGUAUACCACAUAGGGCUCCUGAAGUCUUGGCUUGUAUAUCACACAGGGGUCGUGGAGGCUCGGCCUGUAUACAGUGUGUGCCCUUAUGGUAUUGGACUCCUGGACUUUUGGUCUGAAAAGGGCUUCUUAAAUCUUGAUCUGUAUAGAACUCCCUGUUUAGAGGUGAACAAUAAAAGUUUGAAACUGUUCUCCUGUUUGCAUCAUUCUGUCUGGUACCAGCUACCACGUGGAAGGCAGGUAGCAUCGCAGAACAUGACAUACUGUAUCUAGCCUGCUGCAUUCAGUUGGAUUCCAUCAUACAUUGACUGUCAUACAUUGUCGUUCUUUGAUUUUUACCUGUUUUCAAAAGUGAUAUGUUUUGCGUUUUCUAGUGCAAGAAGGACAUGUCCAUACUGAAAACUAAAGGGGACAAGCCAAGUUGACUCACCUCUAGUGUUACUAAUGAAUGGUGGUUUUAUUCCUUCGUAUAAUCUGUAUGUUAUUUCACUUUUGUUGUUCUUUAUACACUUGCUUUAUAACAAAUAUACAAAUAAAACAUUGUCAUCCUC
Messenger RNA from Haliotis rubra (blacklip abalone), 2963 nucleotides. Its product is annotated as calcyphosin-like protein. Bases 428 to 1054 code for a protein of 208 amino acids. Gene Ontology annotation, molecular function: calcium ion binding. The transcript has 6 exons. The record is from RefSeq and is a predicted model, not a curated record. Lineage: Eukaryota; Metazoa; Mollusca; Gastropoda; Lepetellida; Haliotidae.